Coregonus sp. 'balchen' is the source of this 2763-nucleotide messenger RNA. The record is from the annotation of a GenBank genome assembly. Lineage: Eukaryota; Metazoa; Chordata; Actinopteri; Salmoniformes; Salmonidae.
AUGAGUGUGUCUGACGGUGUGGUAGGAGCAGCCAUCCUGGAUGUAGAUCAACAACAACAACAGCAGCCGCAGGCCGUCUUCCUCCAGAUCUACCCACGUCUGUCCCAGGACACAGCAGCAUGUUGUACCCUCCAGGUCAGCCCAGGGGCCACGACGGCCACGGUUAUCCAGAAAGCAGGGGCCACUCUGGGCCUGGACAUGGCCAGGCCGUACGCCCUGCUAGAAGUCAGGCAGGCUGAAGGGGAGGAGAGGAGGCUAGGGGACACUGAGAUGCCUGUGGAGAGGGUGUUGCUUUGGCCCCCAAGGGCCAGAGAACGGCAUCCCCAGGAGAAGGGGUAUUACUUCAUCCUCCAAGCCCAGGGAGGAGAAGGGGCUCUGGGGUCAGGGAGGGGCGGUGGUGGGGUACCUUCACUAGAGGACUAUGAUGACCUGUGCUGCCUCUCCACCCUGACUGAGGACACUAUCCUGGCCGCCUUGCGCCUGCGCUUCUACAAACACAACAUCUACACGUACGCUAGGGGCAUCCUGGUGGCAAUUAACCCCUUCAAGUUCCUGCCCAUCUACAACCCUAAGUACAUCACGAUGUACAACAACCAGCCACUUGGGAAAUUAAGCCCUCAUAUCUUUGCAAUGGCGGACGUGGCGUACCACACCAUGCUGAAGAAGCAGGAGAACCAGUGUGUGGUGAUAUCAGGGGAGAGCGGAUCAGGAAAGACCCAGAGCACCAACUUCCUGAUUCACUGUCUGACGGCGUUGAGUCAGAAGGGCUACAGCAGCGGGGUGGAGGGGACCAUACUGGGAGCUGGGCCUGUGCUGGAGGUAAGAGUGAGAGGGUGUGUGUUGGGGGGGGGGGUUAGUCCUGCUACAGAAGCGCCAUUCCUUUAUCUCCAGAGAAGGUUUCAUUUCGGCAUUUAAAAAGCUGUUGUUAUGAGUUUCUCUGGUAUCAAGUAAUUCAAGAUGCAAGAAUAUACUUAAACAAUUAUAUGGAGAGUUGAUACAAAGUAUUUAAUAGAUAUGGUACCGAAUUCAACAUAACAAGCGGCACGUGAGUGGCCUCUUGCUCUUUUGAAUGAUAUACAUAGAAAAUGUCUCAGUUUAUAUACUGCUUUGCAAUCCAAUUCUAGCCCACAGUUGCCAACCAUUAUUGGGUGUCUCUCCCAACUACAAUAGUAUCAUCUUGUACCCCAGUCAGCUUGCACCCCAGUCAGGACAUUCCAUCACGUACUCAUUCUAAGAUUAACACAAGUGGGCUCCCUAGACCUCCUGUAACGCAGACUUUCUGGCACCCACCAGUGACAUAAAUAAAUGGAAUGUCCUCAUCCUCAGAAUCCUAUGUAACACGUAAUAUCAAACAGAUUAACAAAUCCUGUGUAAACCCGUCAUAUCAGCCAUAGUGUACCCUUGGAUACCAACUGCGGUAGAUAUACACUACAUUAACAAAAGUAUGUGGACACCUGCUCGUCAAACGUCUCAUUCCAAAAUCAUGGGCAUUAAUAUGGAGUUGGUUCCCUCUUUGCUGCUAUAACAGCCUCCACUCUUCUGGGAAGGCUUUCCGCUAGAUGUUAGAACAUUGCUGCGGGGACUUGCUUCCAUUCAGCCACGAGCAUUAGUGAGGUCGGGCACUGAUGUUGGGCCUGUUUCGCAGUCGGCGUUCCAAUUCAUCCCAAAGGUGUUCGAUGGGGUUGAGGUCAGGGCUUGGUGCAGGCCAGUCAAGUUUUUCCACACCGAUCUUGACAAACCAAUUUUGUAUGGACCUCGCUUUGUGCACGGGGGCAUUGCAAUGCUGAAACAGGAAAUGUCUUCCCCAAACUGUUGCCACACAAUUGGAAGCACAGAAUUGUCUAGAAUGUCAUUGUAUGCUGUAGCCUUAAGAUUUAUCUUCACUGGAACUAAGGGGCAUAGCCCGAACCAUGAAAAACAGCCCCAGACCAUUAUUCCUCCUCCACCAAACUUUACAAUUGGCACUAUGCAUUCGGGCAGAUAGCGUUCUCCUGGCAUCCGCCAAACCCAGAUUCAUCCUUCGGACUGCCAGAUGAAGUGUGAUUCAUCACUCCAGAGAACGCGGUUUCACUGCUCCAGAGUCCAAUGGCAGCAAGUUUACACCACUCCAGCCAACACUUGGCAUUGGGCAUGGUGAUCUUAGGCUUGUGUGCGGCUGCUCGGCCAUGGAAACCCAUUUCAUGAAGCUCCCGAAGAGCAGUUCUUGUGCUGACAUUGCUUCCAGAGGCAGUUUGCAACUCUGUAGUGAGUGUUGCAACCGAGGACAGAUGAUUUUUAACACGUUUCAGCACUCGGCGGUCUCGUUCUGUGAGCUUGUGUGGCCUACGGCUGAGCCAUUGUUGCUCCUAGACAUUUCCACUUCACAAUAACAGCACUUACAGUUGAUCUGGGCAGCUCUAGCAGGGCAGAAAGUUGACGAACUGCCUUGUUGUGUGCUCAAUUUUAUACACCUGUCAGCAACGGGUGUGGCUGAAAUUGCCGCAUCCACUCAUUUGAAGUGGUGUCCACAUACUUUUGUAUAAAUAGUGUAACUUCAUCCCCCGGACCUAGCGGUCAUACAUACAGUACGUAAUAAGACCAUUAUUCUUCAUUGUGAGUUGAGGUGGAAUUUUGUGAUUUUAUUCUUAUUGUUUUAACGGAAAACCGAUAACAAAAUUGCAGUUUAAACAAAAAGCAAAAUUGUUCAUUUGUCCCAUCCCUACUCUGGAUGUUAAUAAAGCAUUAGAACACUUCAUAAUAAAGUGAGAAGUGUUACUGAGCUAG